Messenger RNA from Durusdinium trenchii, 519 nucleotides. Lineage: Eukaryota; Dinophyceae; Suessiales; Symbiodiniaceae. The record is from the annotation of a GenBank genome assembly.
AUGUCAGAUGAAGAAGCAGCAGAAGCAAACAAUGUGACUAUUGGCUACAAACUGGAGCUUUCCUACAAAGGUCGAAAGAAAGUGGAAAUCCCAAAGAACAUGUUGGUGAAGGAUUUGGAUGGAAAUUCUUAUUUGAAGCUUCAAGGAAGCUCACCAGCUCUGUGCAAAUUGGUGUGUGGGAGAAAUGGUGACAAAACCUUGACAAAUGGAGGGGCAAUGGCUGACCUUAAGAGGUUGAGGAAUGAGCAGAUUGAGGCUCAAGAAGAAAAGGGUGAAGAGAAUAGCAAAAAGAGAAAGCAUGAACAUGUCUUGCAGGUGCAACUUGGCGCUGUACAAGUACAAAUGCUUGCUCCUGGCAAAAGAACCAGUAGCUCAGAUGUGAUGGUGCUUCUUCAACCUGAUCAGCUACAAGCAGUCUUCGGGCAUUUGGAGGCAGAUUGCCAAGAUGGAAGCAUUUCCAAGCGUGAGUACACCAAGAGUGGCAAAUUUGCAAAGGCUGGUGGCGCUGGGAGCUCCUGA